Drosophila yakuba is the source of this 677-nucleotide messenger RNA. It is a transcript of the gene Obp44a, whose product is annotated as general odorant-binding protein 99a. Gene Ontology annotation, biological process: sensory perception of smell. The transcript is spliced from 2 exons. Bases 114 to 545 code for a protein of 143 amino acids. NCBI's taxonomy places the organism in Eukaryota, Metazoa, Arthropoda, Insecta, Diptera, Drosophilidae. Gene Ontology annotation, molecular function: odorant binding. The record is from RefSeq and is a predicted model, not a curated record.
CAAAGGUAUAAAAGCUGGAGCAGCCCAGACCACAGUCAACAGUUUCCUCCGGUCAACCACAGAGCGAGCAAUCAGUCCUCACACAAUCUUUCAAAAAGCAAAAAAGAGACACUAUGAAUAACGCUGUUGCCAUUCUGCUGUGCGCCCUGCUGGGUCUGGCUUCCGCCGCCGACUACAAGCUACGCACCGCCGAGGAUCUCCAGAACGCGCGAAAGGAAUGCGCCGCCACCAGCAAGGUGACCGAGGCUCUGAUCGCCAAGUACAAGACCUUCGACUAUCCCGACGAUGACAUCACCCGCAACUACAUCAAGUGCAUCUUCGUCAAAUUCGACCUGUUCGAUGAGACCAAGGGCUUCAAGGUGGAGAACCUGGUGGCCCAACUGGGUCAGGGCAAGGAGGACAAGGCCGCGCUGAAGGCCGACAUCGAGAAGUGCGCCGACAAGAACGAGCAGAAGUCGCCCGCCAACUCCUGGGCCUUCCGAGGCUUCAAGUGUUUCCUGGGCAAGAACCUGCCACUCGUGCAGGCCGCCGUCCAAAAGAACUAGGAAUUCAGCGUAGUUUCACGCCAAUUUUGGAAGCGCAAGAACAAAACGUCAACAAAGCGGAAUUUUCGAGUUGAAACCCGCUCAGGUUCUGCAAUCCUACAAUUGAAAUAAAACCAUAUAAUAGUGCUUGAA